CACGGAUGGAUAUCUUCGCGCCAUCCGCUGCGUCGCGAGCUCGCCGCCAUGGCUCUUCCCCUCGCCCGCCUCGUCCUACCCGGGUUCCCCGCCUGCCAGUGCCAGCCACGGCCCCCCCUGCGCUUCCCGAAGCACCACGUCUCCUUCGCCGCCCCUGCCAGUUCUCGCGCCGCCUUCGCUGCCUGCGCGGCGGCUAGUGCGCCGGCGGCCCCAGCUGCCCAAGCGCCGGAGGCGGAGACGGUCGAGCAAGUGGGCCCGAGGACACGCCUCGUCGCGCAGAACAUCCCGUGGGACUCCACGGCCGACGAAAUGCGCGCGCUCUUCCAGACCCACGGCUCAGUCGUCGGCGUCGAGCUUUCAAUGUACAGUGCCAGUAAAAACAGAGGAUUGGCGUUUGUAACCAUGGGUUCAGAAGAGGAUGCUCUUGCAGCUCUCACCCAUCUCAAUUCAACUAUUUUAAAUGAUAGAAAAAUUAAGGUGGACUUUGCAAGACCUAGAAAGAAGCAACCUAAGCAACCUGUUGUGGUAUCAAAUCCCAUGGAAAAGUAUAUUGUGUUUGUCGGAAAUUUGACAUGGAGAGUAAGAAAUCGUCACCUUCGGGAAUUAUUUGCCUCUGCCCCAGGUGUGAUAUCAGCUGAAGUCAUCUUUCAUACCACCACUCCGAGGCGAUCUGCUGGUUAUGCAUUUGUUUCUUUUUCUUCAAAAGAGACCGCAGAGGCCGCCAUAUCUGCUUUCAAUGGAAAGAUAUUGAUGGGACGGCCCAUUAAUGUGAUGCUCAAAGAUGAAAAUGGUAAAAAGAAUGAAUCUUCUGUCCCAAAGGAGGAGGCCGAGGUGGAAUCAUCUAACUAGAGUGAUAGCUAAGCACGAACUGUUCCUAGAGCAAGAAGACAAGCGAAAGGAAUAGAUCAUAUCUGUCAUUACGUAUAUUCUGACCCAUGGUAUUUUCUUUUUAGAAAUAGUUUUAUCCCUUGUUUUAUUAUGCUCUAUUUAUCGAGACUUUUACCUGUGUGCCAUUAAAAAAAUUGUAAUUAUACACAAGCUAUUAAAAAAGUUAAGCUCCCAUGAGUGCCACCGUUCUGAA
Molecule: messenger RNA, 1081 nt
Organism: Sorghum bicolor (sorghum)
Lineage: Eukaryota; Viridiplantae; Streptophyta; Magnoliopsida; Poales; Poaceae
Product: RNA-binding protein CP33, chloroplastic
Exons: 4
Coding region: 49-849 (266 amino acids)
Cellular component (GO): cytosol
Molecular function (GO): mRNA binding
Source: RefSeq, a predicted model, not a curated record